UUGCCCCGCCCUCCGCCUCCUCUCCCCUCCCGCGAAGUGCCCGGAUGUGAGCAGCCCAACCGCCAUCUUCCCGCCUCAGCUGGAGAGAUCCGCAGCGUUCGGGGAGAGCGAGAGUCCAGCCGCCGCUCCACAGUCCCUGCCGAGCCGCCCCGCCCCGCCAGCCCGUCUCCCUCAGCAUCCCGAGAGAUGUCGGCUCCUGCUGCUCCUGCCACCGCACCCCCUGCUGCCGGAGGAGAGGGGGGCGGCCCUCCUGCCCCACCCCCCAAUCUCACCAGUAACAGAAGGCUGCAGCAAACGCAGGCUCAGGUUGAUGAGGUAGUGGAUAUCAUGCGCGUGAACGUGGACAAGGUGCUCGAGAGGGAUCAGAAACUCUCGGAGCUGGACGACCGCGCUGACGCACUGCAGGCUGGAGCAUCCCAGUUUGAAACCAGUGCAGCCAAGCUCAAGCGCAAGUACUGGUGGAAGAAUCUAAAGAUGAUGAUAAUUCUGGGGGUGAUAUGCGCCAUAAUCUUGAUCAUUAUCAUCGUUUACUUCAGCUCCUAGUGGAAUUUACGGAGCCAUGUCCCAUCCAGGAGCAGCGGCCGGGAGAGGCAUGAGGGGCAAAGCAUCCCCCCCUCUAGAUCUCAGCCAUAUCUUCCAGCCCCGCCUCCCCCCCAUACAUCCCUUACACCCGCCCUUCCCAGACCCGAUCCCCACCCCAGUGUGUGUGUGCAUUGCGUGUGGGUGUCUUGUAAAUAGCCUGAUUUGUUAUUUAUACAUAUAUAUAUAUAAUAUAAUAUUAUAUUUUGUCUGUUUGUAGAUUUAUUACUAGACUUUCCAUGUGUCAUGGAAUCUUCCCUUCCUUUCUUCUGCCAACCCCUAACUUCUCUCUCUGACAGUGUUUUUUCAGUGUCUUGAUUUUUAACUAAAAUCUUCAAGGACCAAUAAUUCCCUGUGAUCCAAAGUUCCCUAACCCUUCUCCCAAUUAGCUGGGCUCAGAAACUCCUAAACAUCCACCACCACCACCUUUUUCCAAAACGGCCAUCUGGGUACUAAUGGCCAUGUGUCUUGGAUUGUGGAUCCUCCCCCCUCCUUUCCUUUAUAUGUCUGAAAUUUCAGGACUUUCAGUAGGAAGUGUGAGGUCUUGAGAGACUCUUGCUGCCUAUAAGUGCUGCGACUUCCGACUGGACUGUGGUGUCAAAUGUCAGGAAUUUCUUUGCCAGCUCUUCCCUUUUUUCUGUCAACACCCCCCCCCCCCCGGGAAGAAUCUGCGCUCUUUGUGAUCUUCUGUAACAUUCCUGGAGUUGUGCUGUGUGAUGUAUCUUCAGAGUAACCAACACUACACCUUAUCACCCCUCAGAUUCAGGGGCCAGUGCUGUGCAAGAAUCCUGCAACAGCCGUCUUGGCUCCAUGCUUCAUCCUCUGAAUAAAGGAGAGGCAGCUGAUUUUCCUGCCAUAAAUAUCCUAAAUGAAAACUGCCUCUUUUUAAACAAACAAGGUAGUAAUGUGUACAUUCCACUCCAGUAAAGAAGGUGAGGUUAUUUAAGAACAGGAGGGGAUGGUUGUCCACAUGCUUUCCAGAAUAACCCCCAAUACCUUCUCUUGUUGCGUUCACUGCCUAUUUGUCUGGAAUUGGGUUGUGUUCAUGUGUGUCUUCGGGUAGCGAGGAAGAGGGAGUGUGGCUUUUAGUUCCUUUCAGAAGUGUGCGUAUGAGUGGGGAAGCAUAUUGAAAGCACAGAUAACUUUAGCAGAUUUGAUGUCAUGUAAUACAGGGAUCAGGAGGGGGGGUUAUUUAAAGUUGGUGUGUGGAGCAUUGCUGUUUAAUAAUCUCCAGCAUUAGAAAAGAUCCCCUCUCUCCAGUCCUGAGAAUUAAAUUUGGGUAGGCACAUUGUAUGUUUGUGUCUUUGCCCUAUAGUGAAAUAAUGACUUUUUAUGGCUGCUCUUUCAGCUUCUGAAAGGAACUGCUGGCAAGGAAGGAGGCUGCGUGUAGUACGUGUGUGUGAGUGGAGAGGCUGAGUAGGGCGGAGGAGAGCUUGAAUACUGGCUGUCUGGGGGAACCCCUCUCUGCCCCCACUUUUCCUUCCUCAUCCAAGUUCAGCCAGAUCAGCUUCGCAAACUUUGUAAUUGUGAUAUUGUGGUGAGUGACACCCUCCAAAUCCCUGUGUAGCACAAACUGCCACCUUCCUUGGCCUGUUUAUAAAGUCGGCAAUAUGUGACCCUUUAAUUUUUUUGGUACAUCUCCCCCUCCCUUCUCUCCUCCUCCUCCUCCCCCCCUUUCUCCCGAGGGGGGGGUGGGAGAAAGAUUUUCCCGAUUGACUCUUCUGUUCCAAUUGCUUCCUCGAGACCAAGGAAUUUCAAGAGGAAUGAAGAGAGGAGCAACUUCUUGGGACACCACGGCUUGGCAAGUUGGGCGCCCAUGCCAGUUUGGAGGGAAAUCUUGGCAUGCGGCUGCCCCGCUGGCAAAGAAUGGGUGGUGGGACAACGCACGUUGGGAGGGGGCUAGCAGCCUGAUAACGUCCUGGCUCCUGAGAUGGAGGGAACCACCGAGCCAAGGGCGUUAGAUGACUAGCUCCCAGCUCCCUUCCGACAGCUUGCUGAGAAGGUUGCUGGGGUCUGCUUUGGUGGGUGUCUGGAUUGUGAACUGCUGAGGAAGAGAUUCCUGAGGGGGGCAAGGCUUUUGAGGUAUCUCCUUGAAUAACAAGUAGCGAUAGUGAGAGUGCAGGUCCUUGACGCAUCGUCUUCCAUAUGUACUGUGGAGAAGGGUGUGUUUGUUAAGGCAGUAGUAUGGGGGGGGGAGAAGAGGCUGCAUUUCCCUAGCUGGACAGCAGGUGUCACUGCUGCUCUCCAGCUGUCGGCACAGUCCUCCAGUUCACCAAGAAAAUCUUUGGUGGGGAGAGGGAUGAGUUAAGAUGGAAAGAAAUAAUUCUAAGGAGUGUGAUAGAAUUGGGGGGGGGGGUGAGGAAGGGCCCUUUGUUUUGUUGUUGCCCCCUCUUCCUCAGCAGGCCUGGGUUAUGCAGAAAGGGAUUGGACCUAUUAUGGACAUACCCAGGAGUGACCAUGUUGUGAAAAAAAAUGAAAUUUGGAGAGGGGGAAAAUCGUACAAUAAAUGUCCUGUGGAGAACGCCCAAA
Rhineura floridana is the source of this 3108-nucleotide messenger RNA. It is a transcript of the gene VAMP2, whose product is annotated as vesicle associated membrane protein 2. Gene Ontology annotation, cellular component: plasma membrane; SNARE complex. Gene Ontology annotation, biological process: SNARE complex assembly; vesicle fusion; vesicle-mediated transport. Gene Ontology annotation, molecular function: SNAP receptor activity; syntaxin-1 binding. The coding region runs from base 187 to 543 and encodes 118 amino acids. Lineage: Eukaryota; Metazoa; Chordata; Lepidosauria; Squamata; Rhineuridae. The transcript has 5 exons. The record is from RefSeq and is a predicted model, not a curated record.